CAACCCUUUCAACAACACCUCUUCCUUCCUUCAAUCCACACCAUCAAAUCCUUUGGUGGUUCACACCUUGGCUGAGGAAAUUGGCCAAAGCUGGUGAAAUCUCAACCGUCCGAUGAGACUACCGAUCGGCGACCCCUCAUCAUGGGGUCGUCUGUGGCCACACAUACUACUGGCCUUUGCAAUCAUCUUCUUGUCUAGCAAUGUAGAAGCUACCGGCGAGCCGUACAUUUACGCCUCGCCACCACCACCAUAUGAGUAUAAGUCGCCGCCACCGCCGUCGCCUUCCCCUCCACCACCAUAUUACUAUAAAUCACCACCACCACCGUCUCCGUCACCCCCGCCACCUUACUACUACAAAUCGCCGCCUCCUCCGUCUCCGUCUCCGCCACCACCUUACUACUACGAGUCACCACCACCACCUGAAAAGUCCCCUCCACCACCGUAUUACUACAAAUCUCCUCCACCACCCUCUCCAUCUCCACCACCACCUUACUACUACAAGUCACCACCACCACCUGAAAAAUCCCCUCCACCACCAUAUUACUACAAAUCUCCUCCACCACCCUCUCCAUCUCCUCCACCACCUUACUACUACAAAUCUCCACCCCCUCCUGAGAAAUCUCCUCCACCACCAUACUACUACAAAUCUCCUCCACCACCCUCUCCAUCACCACCACCACCUUACUACUACAAAUCUCCACCACCUCCUGAGAAAUCUCCACCACCACCAUACUACUACAAAUCUCCACCACCUCCUGAGAAAUCUCCACCACCACCAUACUACUACAAAUCUCCACCACCUCCUGAGAAAUCUCCUCCACCACCAUACUACUACAAAUCUCCACCACCUCCUGAGAAAUCUCCUCCACCACCAUACUACUACAAAUCUCCACCACCGCCGUCUCCAUCUCCACCACCUCCUUACUACUACAAAUCUCCACCCCCACCGAAGGAAUAUCCAACACCACCAUACUACUACAAAUCUCCACCCCCGCCAAAGGAAUAUCCAACACCACCAUACUACUACAAAUCUCCACCACCACCAUCUCCCUCUCCACCACCCCCUUACUACUAUAAAUCCCCACCACCACCAUCACCAUCUCCUCCACCGCCUUACUACUACAAGUCACCACCUCCUCCUUCACCCUCACCUCCACCACCAUACUACUACAAGUCUCCCCCACCACCAUCACCGUCUCCGCCGCCACCUUACUACUACAAGUCUCCCCCACCACCAUCACCAUCACCACCACCACCUUACUACUACAAAUCUCCACCACCACCUUCCCCAUAUCCACCACCUCCAUACUACUACAAAUCACCACCACCUCCAGUGCCAGUCCCACACCCACACCCACACCACCACCCCCUCAUCGUGAAGGUCGUCGGAAAGGUUUACUGCUACCGAUGCUACGACUGGAAAUAUCCCAAGAAGUCCCAUGACAAGAAACAUCUCAAAGGUGCUGUUGUGAAAAUCACGUGCAAGGCUGGAGACAAAGAGAUUGUAGCCUAUGGCAAGACCAAGAUCAAUGGAAAAUACAGCAUUGCUGUGGAAGGCUAUGAUUAUAUGAAAUAUGGAGAUGAGGCUUGCAAGGCCAUGCUCCAUGCACCACCAAAGGACUCCAAGUGUAACAUCCCCACAAACCUCCAUUAUGGCAAGAAAGGGGCCAUGCUCAAAGUGAAAUCCAAAACCCAUGAAGAGGUUGUCCUUAAAGCCAAGCCAUUUGCCUAUGCACCCAAGACCCCGUACAAGGAAUGCGAGAAACCUAAGCCAAAACCACCUACUUACUACUACAAAUCCCCACCCCCACCCACACCCACUUACUACUACAAGUCGCCACCACCUCCCCCGCCGACGUACUACUAUAAGUCUCCACCACCACCAGUCUACUACUACAAGUCGCCACCACCUCCCCCGCCGACGUAUUACUACAAGUCUCCACCACCACCAGUCUACUACUACAAGUCGCCACCACCUCCCCCGCCGACAUACUACUACAAGUCUCCACCACCACCAGUCUACUACUACAAGUCCCCACCUCCACCAUCGCCAUCUCCCCAUCCUUACUACUACAAGUCCCCACCUCCACCAUCUCCAUCUCCCCAUCCUUACUACUACAAGUCCCCACCUCCACCAUCGCCAUCUCCCCAUCCUUACUACUACAAGUCCCCACCUCCACCAUCUCCAUCUCCCCAUCCUUACUACUACAAGUCCCCACCUCCACCAUCGCCAUCUCCUCCCCCUCCUUACUACUACAAGUCACCACCACCUCCCCCACCAACAUACUACUACAAGUCUCCACCACCACCAGUCUACUACUACAAGUCCCCACCUCCACCAUCGCCAUCUCCCCAUCCUUACUACUACAAGUCCCCACCUCCACCAUCGCCAUCUCCUCAUCCUUACUACUACAAGUCCCCACCUCCACCAUCGCCAUCUCCCCAUCCUUACUACUACAAGUCCCCACCCCCACCAUCGCCAUCUCCUCCUCCUCCAUACUACUACAAGUCCCCACCCCCACCAUCACCAUCACCCCCUCAUCCCUACUACUACAAAUCCCCACCACCCCCAUCACCAUCCCCACCACAUCCAUACUACUACAAAUCCCCACCUCCCCCAUCGCCAUCUCCACCACCACCCUACUACUACAAAUCCCCACCACCUCCAUCUCCAAGCCCACCACCUCCCUACUACUACAAGUCCCCACCCCCACCAUCGCCGUCUCCUCCUCCUCCAUACUAUUACAAAUCACCUCCACCACCAAAUCCAUCUCCACCACCUCCCUACUACUACAAGUCCCCGCCCCCACCAUCACCGUCAUUGCAUCCUCCCUACUACUACAAAUCCCCACCCCCACCAUCGCCAUCUCCUCCUCCCCCUUACUACUACAAAUCCCCACCUCCACCAUCACCAUCUCCACCACCACCCUAUUACUACAAAUCUCCUCCUCCCCCAUCACCUUCACCACCAACACCUUAUUACUACAAGAGCCCACCACCUCCCUCACCAUCUCCUCAUCCAUACUACUACAAGUCCCCACCUCCACCAUCACCCUCACCACCACCACCCUAUUACUACAAAUCUCCCCCUCCCCCAUCACCAUCCCCACAUCCAUACUACUACAAGUCCCCGCCACCCCCAUCACCAUCUCCACCCCCUCCUUACUACUACAAGUCUCCACCUCCACCAUCGCCAUCUCCUCCCCCUCCUUACUACUACAAGUCCCCACCCCCACCAUCACCAUCUCCUCCCCAUCCUUACUACUACAAGUCUCCACCGCCACCAUCCCCAUCUCCUCCUCCUCCAUACUACUACAAGUCCCCACCCCCACCAUCACCAUCACCCCCUCCUCCCUACUACUACAAAUCCCCACCACCCCCAUCACCAUCCCCACCACCUCCAUACUACUACAAAUCCCCACCUCCCCCAUCACCAUCUCCACCACCACCCUACUACUACAAUUCCCCACCACCUCCAUCGCCAUCUCCGCCACCUCCCUACUACUACAAGUCCCCACCCCCACCAUCGCCAUCUCCUCCUCCUCCCUACUAUUACAAAUCACCUCCACCACCAGAUGCAUCACCACCACCUCCCUACUACUACAAGUCCCCGCCCCCACCAUCACCGUCACCGCCUCCUCCCUACUACUACAAAUCCCCGCCCCCACCAUCACCAUCUCCUCCUCCCCCCUACUACUACAAAUCCCCACCACCACCCUCACCAUCCCCUCAUCCAUACCUCUACUCCUCCCCUCCCCCUCCAAUCCACUACUAAGCUUGAGACACCUCCUCUAUUCCCACCCUUGCAAAUCAUGUCUUGAAUGGGCCACUAAAAUAAGGGAAUGCUUCAAGAAAAGGAGCUUGUUAGGAUUUCAAAAUAAGGGUCUUCACCAUGCAAUGACUAGUUUUUACAAUCUUGAUGAUGAUAUGGACCUAAAAGCUUCUUCAAUGGUGGC
Magnolia sinica is the source of this 3956-nucleotide messenger RNA. RefSeq names its product extensin-2-like. NCBI's taxonomy places the organism in Eukaryota, Viridiplantae, Streptophyta, Magnoliopsida, Magnoliales, Magnoliaceae. Bases 113 to 3775 code for a protein of 1220 amino acids. The record is from RefSeq and is a predicted model, not a curated record. The transcript has 3 exons.